AUGCGUCGUACUGGUUUCCCAAUUCGCGAAUUUCGUUUCCCGUUCCCUUUUCCCCCACAUGCGCACCUGAAACCUUGCCUUUUCCUUUCCCUUUCCGCUCCCCCUCCCACUCUGCCCCGCCAUAACGCAACACAAACUUCCCAUCCUGUCCUCCUCCUUUCCAUUUUUCCCUCCCCACUUCCCUCUCCACCCUCACCCCAUUUCCCCCCCCCCCCCCUUUCCCUUCCGUUCCCCCUCCCGCUUCCUUCCUUCCCCGCGCCCCGUUCCCCGCCUCCCGCGCAGGUGUGGUUCCGCAACGUGCCGCACACGACGAUCGCGGACAACAAGCGCAACAAGAACUGGAUGGCGCGCCAGGGCGACAGGUGGCACUUCCCGGGCGGCGGGUCCAUGUUCCCCGACGGCGUGGAAGGGUAUCUGUACCACCUGCGCCAGAUCGUGGAACUGGGCCCCAACGUGCGGACUGCACUGGAUAUUGGAUCAGGGGUGAGUGCGGGUGGGCGAAGGGGGAGAAAGGGGAGAGGGGGAUUGGGAGGUGAGGGCGGCGGGUCCAUGUUCCCCGACGGCGUGGAGGGGUAUCUGUACCACCUGCGGCAGAUCGUGGAACUGGGGCCGAAUGUGCGGACAGCGUUGGAUAUCGGCUCAGGGAUCGUAGAGCUGGGCCCCAACGUGCGCACGGCGCUCGAUAUCGGUUCGGGGGUGAGUGCUGGGGGUGGGAGAAUAGGGAGAAAGGGGAGGGAGGCAGAAGGCGAGUGGAGGGGCAAUGGGCGAUCUGCCAUGUGCCACGAAGGGCAAGCACCCGUCCCUCCCUCGUGCCCCCCGCUCCAUCUCCCCGCGUCUCCCCUCCCCACCUCCAAAACCCCUCCUCUCUCCCCGCUCCCUACCGUCUACCAGAUGCCCUCCUUAUGGCGUGCUGUGCUGGCCGUGUCACUCGCCCUUAAACGACCACCAUGCCCCCCUCCCUCCCCGCGCCUUUCUUUGGCCCUUCCCUUCGCCCUUCCCCCCACCUUCCCUCCUUCCCUGCCCUCGGCCCUCCCCAUCGUCCACCCCUUGCCUCCUCGCCCCAACACCGCGUUCUGGUCUUCCCUUGUUGUUCCCACCCAACAGGUGGCCAGCUUCGGAGCGGCACUGCUGGAUUACGGCGUGCUGACCAUGUCCAUCGCCCCCAAGGACUCUGCCUCCCACACUUCUCCUCUGCACCACAUCCCUGCGUCCCCCUUCACCACCUCUCACCUCCCUCCCCCCUUCUCUGCCCCCCUCCCCCUCUCCGCCGUCUUCCCCUCCUCUUCCUCCCUUCCUGCACCCCAACAGGUCGCCAGCUUUGGGGCGGCUCUGCUGGACUACGGAGUGCUGACCAUGUCCAUCGGCCCCAAGGACUCGUACCGCGCUCACACCCUCCCUCCCCCCGUGCCUUACUCUCUCCCGUCCCUUGUUCCCUUCCCCAGGUCGCCAGUCGCCAGCUUUGGGGCGGCUCUGCUGGACUACGGAGUGCUGACCAUGUCCAUCGCCCCCAAGGACUCGUACCGCGCUCACACCCUCCCUCCCCCCGUGCCUUACUCUCUCCCGUCCCUUGUUCCCUUCCCCAGCUUUGGGGCGGCUCUGCUGGACUACGGAGUGCUGACCAUGUCCAUCGCCCCCAAGGACUCGUACCGCGCUCACACCCUCCCUCCCCCCGUGCCUUACUCUCUCCCGUCCCUUGUUCCCUUCCCCAGCUUUGGGGCGGCUCUGCUGGACUACGGAGUGCUGACCGUCGCCAGCUUUGGGGCGGCUCUGCUGGACUACGGAGUGCUGACCGUCGCCAGCUUUGGGGCGGCUCUGCUGGACUACGGAGUCGCCAGCUUUGGGGCGGCUCUGCUGGACUACGGAGUGCUGACCAUGUCCAUCGCCCCCAAGGACUCGUACCGCGCUCACACCCUCCCUCCCCCCGUGCCUUACUCUCUCCCGUCCCUUGUUCCCUUCCCCAGCUUUGGGGCGGCUCUGCUGGACUACGGAGUGCUGACCAUGUCCAUCGCCCCCAAGGACUCGUACCGCGCUCACACCCUCCCUCCCCCCGUGCCUUACUCUCUCCCGUCCCUUGUUCCCUUCCCCAGCUUUGGGGCGGCUCUGCUGGACUACGGAGUCGCCAGCUUUGGGGCGGCUCUGCUGGACUACGGAGUGCUGACCAUGUCCAUCGCCCCCAAGGACUCGUACCGCGCCCAGAUCCAGUUCGCCCUGGAGAGAGGCCUGCCCGCCAUGAUCGGGCUGCUCGCCACGCACCGCCUGCCCUUCCCCGCUCGCUCGUUCGAUUUGAUCCACUGCUCCCGCUGCUCUGCUUCGUUUGGGGAUGAGAACUCCACGCACGUGUACGAGGUGGAUCGACUCCUCCGUCCCAACGGGGUCUUCAUCCUGGCGGGGCAGCCGGUGGCGUGGCGCGGCAAGAUCGCGGAGUGGAAGCGGCUGCGGCUGCUGGGCAAGGCGCUGUGCUGGGAGCUGCUCAAGACCGUGGGGAACGUGGCCGUGUGGCGCAAGCUGGGAGGCGACGCGUGCCGCGUGGGCGUGGAGGGGGAUGGGCGGGAUGUGCCGCUCUGCUCGCCUGCUCUUGAUCCUGAUGAUGCCUGUGACCCCAUACAUAACCUGUCUGAGCCGUGUGUAAUAUCAGAUCUUCCUUACUCUCUCCCUGCCUUCCUCCACCUCCCCUUCCCCCCCCUCUUCCCCUCUUCCCCACCCUUCCCUCUUCCCCCCCCGCCCUUCCCUCCCCCGUCCGUCUUCCCCGUUCCGCCCUCCCCCUCUCUCUUCUUCCCUAUCCCUCACCUCACCAGGUAUGUGAAGCUACAACCAUGUGCAGUGCCCUCCGCGCCCCCCUCCUGGCCCACCCCCCCCUGGCCCAUGCGCCUGCACACCCCCUCCCCCCGCGUGCAACUCGCCCUCCCCGCCUCCUCCAAAGCCUCUCUCUCCGACUGGCUCGCUGAGUCUUCUGAAAACGGCCAGACCUCUGCCUCCUCCUCCUCGUCUUCCUCUUCUGCUUCGUCUGCUGCUGCUGCUGGUGCUGCUGGUGGGGGUAGCAGUGGGGGGUUAGAUAGGGCUGGUUUGAAUGGGGAGAGAGGGGCGGAGGGGGGCGGUCGUGGUGGGGGAGGGGGAGGGGGAGCAGGGGAUGGGGGAGAGGGCGACGACAACCGGAACGUAGUGGGGAGAGUGGAGCUGGCAAGCGCAGGAGCAGUGAAAGUGGUGGUGGAUGGGAUACUAGCACAGGGAGGCAAGGAGGACGACGCAGAGGAGGACCGGGAAAGCGGUCGGGGAGGGGGAGGGGGAGCGAGGGAAAGCCGCAGGGACAGCGGCAACAACCCUCAGCGCCGGCUGUUGCUUUCAGUCGACGAGGAACGCGAGGGGGGAGGGAGCGGGGGCGGCGGCGGGGGAGGAGGGGGAGAGACGGAGCAGUUCAAGCUGCUGUCUCUGGAGCGCAAGCGGUGGCGCCGGCGGUUGCUGCACUACCAGAAGCUCUUUCUUGGACCGCUGCUCUCCUCGGGGCGUGUUCGAAACGUGCUGGAUAUGAACGCGGGGAUCGGGGGCCUGGCAGCUGCUUUGGAAGAUGAGCAACUGAAGGCCGAGAGGGAGAGGGAGAUGGGGAGGGGGGUGGGGAGGGGGAGGGGGAGGGAGUUGCAGCAGCAGCAGGAGGAGCAGCAGCGAGGGGGAGUGUCUCCGGUGUGGGUGAUGAAUGUGGUGCCUAGUACGGGGCCCAACACACUGCCUGCUAUCUAUGACCGUGGGCUUGUAGGCACUGUGCAUGACUGGUGUGAAUCAUUCUCAUCGUACCCUCGCACCUACGACCUCAUUCACCUCCUCUCCACCGCGCCUCUCAUGCCCUCCAAGGAGCGCUGUGAGAUUGCAGACAUAGUCGUGGAGAUGGACCGACUCCUCCGCCCAGGAGGCACUGUCAUUGUGCGCGACCUCCCCGGGCCUCUCGCUGUGGUGGCCCAGGCAGCUAGAGCCGCCCAGUGGUCUCUCGCCUUCUUCCCUCCGGAGACCAAGAAAAGCCCGGAGCGCAUUCUUGUGGCCACUAAGCCAGUGCCGGCUGGGUUUGAAGGGACAGACUCGCUGGGAGGAGACGGGGAGAGUGAUGGGGAAGGAGAGGUGGAGGGUUCUGAUGGGUUGGUAGGGGGGGGUGAGGGUGGGGAUGGUGAGGAGCGGGGUGGGGGAGGGAGGAGGGGGUCUGAUGGGGAAGGUGGAGCGGGUGGGGGGGUGGCGUUUGAAGGGAGAUCGGGUAUGGCUCAUGCAGCUGCAGCUGCGGCGGCGGCAGCAAUUGAUGCCAAGGCCGGAAGGUCUGGCAAUAACUAG
This is a messenger RNA of Closterium sp. Naga37s-1, 4308 nucleotides long. The record is from the annotation of a GenBank genome assembly. NCBI's taxonomy places the organism in Eukaryota, Viridiplantae, Streptophyta, Zygnematophyceae, Desmidiales, Closteriaceae.